UUGUCACUUAGAGCUGUUUUCGUUAGAACUGAUUUAACUACAGUACGGCACAUUCCUAAGCAAAGAAAAUACAUAAAACUCAUUUCAACAAAUGGCAUAAAGAAAAGUCUCCUCGCUAUCAAAUUCUUGAAAGUGACGCGUGAUAAAAACUGGAUUUUCGACGAGGAAUUCGGAUUACUUCGGCACACAACCCGAAAAACUUUUGCCAAAAGCAAGCUGUCUAACAUGCGGCAGAUCGCAAAGCAAUGUCAUCCACGGUUUAUCCUGGACUUCUUGCCGAUCUUUAAAUGGUUGCCACGUUAUAGCAUUAGAGAUAAUCUGUUUAAUGACAUUAUUGGUGGCUUAACUGUUGGCAUCAUGCACGUUCCACAAGGUGGGUUCAUUAUGCUUCAGUGUUUUGAGGGUGUAUUUGCGGUAGUAAGUUUGAUGUCGGGUAGUUGCAAUCAACGAGUUUCAAGUAUCCUGGAAGCAAAGAGAUACAAUGAAACUAUUUUAAAAAGCUUAGAUGAAGAAACGAGGAUGCAAACCUCAAUUGCAAUAUUGACCUCUCUUACCUUAUGUGUUGGUAUAAUUCAGAUUAUUGCCGGGUUUACUACGGGAGCAUCAGUGCAUGUUUUUACUGCUCAACUUAAUAAAAUUUUGGGAGUUCCUCUGCCGCGUCGCUUUGGAGCUGGAAAACUUCUCCUUGUAGGCCACAGUAUUUUCGACGGCUAUGCUAAUUGGUUCACUUUUGCCCUAUCCUUGGGCACUAUAAUUACUCUGUUUCUUAUAAAAACGUAUAUAGAUCCGAUGAUCAAAAAGAGAUGUCGGAUACCAAUUCCAUAUGAUUUGUUUGUUGUGAGUCCUUUAAUAACUUCGUCUUCACACUUACGCUGCACUUGUACUAUGAUUAUUGGUACGAUUGUUUCUUAUACUGUAAAUCUAAACUCACGUUUUGGUGUAAAGAUCAUAGGACACAUACCUACAGGGCUCCCAUCGCCAUCAUUUCCUGAUGUUUCACUUUUUGGAUAUGUAAUGGGUGAUGCUCUGGCUAUUGCCGUUGUGAGCCUAGUCGUCACUAUAUCGAUGGGAAAGCUUUUCGCGAAGAAACACAAUUACGAAAUUGAUGUUAGGCAGGAAUUCUAUGCCAUGGGAUUUAUGGAAACUCUUUGCUCCUUGUUUCCUGUUUGGCCAGCUUCCACAGCACUUGCUCGAACGCUGGUUUACGAAGCUGCUGGUACUAAAACACAGCUUGCUACCGUAUUCUCUUCCAUCCUGCUGCUUGCAGUCAUAUUUUUCAUCGGCCCAUUUAUUGAAGUAUUGCCCAUUUGCUUCUUGUCUUGUAUCAUUAUAGUCGCACUUAAAGGAAUGUUUAUGCAAUUGAAAACACUAAAGACUUUAUGGCCGAUAUCAAAAACUGAUUUUGCCAUUUUCUUAGUAAGUUUUGCUGCGACAGUGCUCUACGAUGUCAUUGAGGGGCUCGUGAUCGGCGUCGUUUUUGCCGCUGCCUUACUUAUAUUUGGCAUUUUGAAUGCAAAAGUAGUUGAAAUCGGUCGUUUGAGCCAUAGUGAAGGUAAAUCCUACUAUCAGCCUAUUGAAAAGUACAGAGAUGCUGCUAUCAGCGAAGGAGUUUGCUGUGUUCGAUUUUCAGCUCCUAUAGUCUAUAUAAACGCUGAUCAUUUCAAAAAAGGUGUUGAAGAGAUAGCUCGACUACCUGCUCUAGAACGAAGAAGAUUGGAAGAUCUGAGUGAACGAGAGAAAUCUUUAAAGGACAGCCAAAAGGAGCCACCAGUCACACUACGCAGCGUAAAGAUUGUUGCACCUGAUGUGUUAGAGAAAGUGAGUUCUCAUAAAUUCUCGCUUACCGAAGUAAAGCAUGAGCCUGUACGAGCUAUAGUAGUUGAUCUGUCGACAGUCCCUCAUGUUGAUAUUACGGGUGCUAAUUGCCUCAUUGAGAUAUUCAAGGAGCAACGAAAAAAUGGAGUCAGAGUGCUGUAUGCAGCGGCUCCAUUCUGUUCAACCCUUAUGCGGAUCUAUUAUGUUCCGUGUGACUGGGUUAGUGCAGAUCAACUUUACCCUGUACUGACAUUACAAAAAGAUUUACCUUACACAGUAAGCAGCACUUAGCA
Strongylus vulgaris is the source of this 2108-nucleotide messenger RNA. Lineage: Eukaryota; Metazoa; Nematoda; Chromadorea; Rhabditida; Strongylidae. The record is from the annotation of a GenBank genome assembly.